CAAAAGGGGCUGGGUUGGUCCCCGCCUGUGUGAACGAAAAAAUAUGUCAGAUUGGAAAAUUGCGGUAAAAACCAGGCAGAGCACGUACGUUGCCCCAACAGGAAGUGUCCGCCAUGAUGCCUGUGCCCGGAAGUAGGUAGGAACACACAGUCAGAGGGACCCAAAAGCAGGGGGGAAGGAAAAAGAGAUGCACACUUCCCCUAGAGAAGCCUCCGAGCGCGGCCGCCAUUCCGGGCCUCAAGCCCAUAAAGAAAAAAUACCGGAGAGGUUCUGGCACCAUUUCGGGGUGCCAAAGCAGCCAUGGAAGAGCCUGCAGCUCCCUCAGAAGCCCACGAGGCAGCCGGGGCCCAGGCAGGUGCUGAGGCAGCAAGGGAGGGUGUGUCUGGGCCGGACCUUCCCGUCUGUGAGCCCUCCGGGGAAUCUGCUGCUCCAGAUUCAGCCCUGCCACAUGCGGCAAGGGGCUGGGCCCCCUUCCCUGUAGCUCCAGUCCCUGCCCACCUCCGCAGAGGAGGCCUGAGGCCUGCCCCAGCCUCAGGAGGAGGAGCCUGGCCCAGUCCGUUGCCGAGCCGAAGCAGCGGCAUUUGGACAAAGCAGAUCAUCUGCAGGUAUUAUAUACAUGGGCAGUGCAAGGAGGGGGAGAACUGUCGCUAUUCGCACGACCUUUCUGGUCGGAAGAUGGCCACUGAGGGCGGCGUUUUGCCGCCUGGGGCCUCUGCAGGUGGAGGCCCUAGCACGGCUGCGCACAUCGAGCCCCCGACUCAGGAAGUGGCGGAAGCCCCCCCGGCUGCAUCCUCCCUUUCCUUGCCUGUGAUUGGCUCGGCUGCUGAAAGGGGUUUCUUUGAAGCGGAGAGAGACAAUGCAGACCGUGGAGCUGCUGGAGGAGCAGGUGUAGAAAGCUGGGCGGAUGCCAUUGAGUUUGUUCCAGGGCAGCCCUACCGGGGCCGCUGGGUUGCAUCUGCCCCCGAGGCUCCUCUACAGAGCUCAGAGACUGAGAGGAAGCAGAUGGCUGUGGGCAGUGGGUUGCGGUUUUGCUAUUAUGCUUCCAGGGGAGUUUGCUUUCGUGGGGAGAGCUGUAUGUACCUCCAUGGAGACAUAUGCGACAUGUGUGGGCUGCAGACCUUGCACCCCAUGGAUGCUGCCCAGAGGGAAGAACAUAUGAGGGCCUGCAUUGAAGCACACGAGAAAGAUAUGGAACUCUCGUUUGCUGUGCAGCGUGGUAUGGACAAGGUGUGUGGCAUCUGCAUGGAGGUUGUCUAUGAGAAGGCCAACCCCAAUGACCGCCGCUUUGGCAUUCUUUCCAAUUGCAACCAUUCCUUCUGUAUUAGGUGUAUCCGCAGGUGGAGAAGUGCCAGACAGUUUGAGAACAGGAUCGUCAAGUCUUGCCCACAGUGCAGGGUCACCUCCGAAUUGGUCAUUCCCAGUGAGUUCUGGGUGGAGGAGGAGGAAGAGAAGCAGAAACUUAUUCAGCAAUACAAGGAGGCAAUGAGCAACAAGGCCUGCAGGUUCACAGCUGUAAAGAACUUGCCUGGAGUCUCAGAUGAGACUUUGGACUUUGGACUUUUGAGUUGAUGCUGGACCAAGUUAAGACUUUGUUGAUAGGAUGAUUUUAUCUGGCAAUGUGAGAAGAACCUGAGUUUUAGGGGGUCGGGGCAGAAUGCCAUGGUUUGGAUAUGGUAUCUUUGGCCCCACCGAGUCUCAUAUUGUAAUUUGAUAACCAGUGUUGGAGGUGGGGCUUGGUGGGAGGUGUUGGGAAUAUUGGGGUGCAUCCCUCAUGAAUGGCUUGGUGCCAUUCUUGCAGAGAUGAGUGAGUUCUUACUCUUGAGUUCUCUAGAGAACUGGUUGUUAAAAGACCUUGGCAUUUCCUCCUCUUCUCUCUGGGUUUCUCUCUUGCCAUGUGAUGCCUACUCCCCUUCCCUUUCUGGCAUGGGUGGAAGUUGCCUGAAGUUCUCACCAGAAGCAGGUGUUGGUGCCAUGCUUCUUGUACAGUCUCCAGAACCAUAAGCCAAAGAAACCUGUAUUUUAAAUAAAUUACCCAUCCUCAGGCAUUUCUUUAUAGCAACACAAACAGACUGAGAGGCACUAUUUCAUAAAAUAAAGGUGCACCUAUAUAACUUAUGAAUGGUAUAUAACAUGGUAUCAAAAUAUUGCCAGUUCUAGUUCAUUUUGUGCUGCUAUAACAAAAUACACAUGCUCCUUGACUUAUGAUGGGGCUGUGUCCCAAUAAACUCAUCAUAAGUAGAAAAUAUCAUAGUUGAAAAUGCAUUUAAUGUCCCUAUAAACCCAUUAUAAAGACAAAAAAAUCAUAAGUCAAACCAUUGUUAAGUCCAGAUGCUCAUUGAUUUACAUUGGGGUUAUGUCCUGAUACACCCAUCAUAAAGUUGAGUAAUCAUAAGUUGAACCGUCAUAAACUGGGGCCCCUCUGUGCCUGAGACUGGGUAGUUUACAAUGAACAGAAGUUUAUUGGCUUAUUGUUAUGGAGGCUGGGAAAUCUAAGAUUGAGGGGCCAAUAUCUGGUGAAGGCCUUCUUGUUGCACCAUCCUGUGGCAAAAGGGCAAUGAGAGUGAAGAGAGCAAUAGCCUGAACUCAAAACUUCAAGCCCUUUUAUAAUUGGUAUUAAUCCAUUCAUGAGGGUAGAGCUCUCAUUACCUCAACAUUUCCCAUUAGGCCUUACCUUCCAACACUGUUACAUUGGGGAUUAAGUUUCCAACACAUGCUCUUGGGGGGACACAUUCAAACCAUAGUACCAACAUAGUAUAAUACAAAAAUAACUAGAGAUCUAUCUCAUUUAUAAAUAUUGAUGCAAAAAAUAUGAAAUGAAAUAUUAGAAAGUGAAAGAAUAGCACUGUUAAAAAAUAAGACUUCAGGAAGUAGUGGAUUAUAUUCCAGGAAAACAAAGAUGGUACAAUAUGAAAAAAUAUUUUUUCUUAAUAUAUCAAAGGAAAUAAUCAUAUAAGCAACUUCAUAUAUCUCCCAAAUUUGUGAUCAAUUUGCUUUAGUGUAUAUAAUACAGCUAUUUAGGGCAUAAAUAUAUUUAUAUGUGUAUAUUACCCAAAUCUAAAUUUUUGAGAAAUGAACACACAAAAACACAUAACUAAUGAAAAGAAAUAAAAAAUAUAGAAAGAUUAAAAUAUUAAAUAUAAAGGCUGAGACUUUGAAAACAAUUAAUAAAAUAGAUAAACCACUAACUAAAUUAAUGAGGAAAAUGAGAAAAAAUAAAAACAAAAUCACAUACACACAUUCAAUAGGAGGAAUUCACAACAGAUAUUCUAUUAAACAAACAUAAGAAAUCACUCAACCAGAUGAAGAUUGAUUGCAAAACUGAAAUUGAUGAUUUUCCAGACAUUUAUAAUUUAUCAAACAUUGGCUACAAAACAUGACAAUGUAACCUACUAGUUAACAUAAAAUUAAUAAAAUGGUUAUCACAAUUUUAAUAGGGAUUGUCAUAAAACGUUUAAAGAACAAAUCAUUAAAGUGCUAUGUAACACAAUCCAGAAGUUUAAAAUGGAAGGAAGGGUCACUGACUUGUUUAAUUAUGAAUGACACGUAAUUUUAUAUCAGAGUGUAACUAAGGUAGUGAACACACACACACAUUCACAAAUACAUGCAAACUAAUGAUCAAGUUUAUGAAUAAUGAUGCAAAAUUUUAAGAAAAUAUUAGAAUAAAAAUAUUUCAGCAUUGUAUUUAUUUAAUUAGCCAAAAAAAGGUAAUCAUAUAAUCAUCUCUUUUGAUCAGGCAAAAACAAUUAGAUUUUUCUCUCCUUUCUUCACUGUUAUUAUUUUGAUGUAUCAAUCAAUGCAAUUGUAUACAAGGCCAAAAAAUGAGACAUAUAAAUGAUACAUCCUUCAAAGAAGGAUUUAAAUUCCUCUCUCUGAGAUGUUGUAUGUUGAAAAUCUGAAAAUUUCUGUAAAACUUUAAAAAAUAAAAAUCAGUAAAAUUCUAGGAGAAAAAUAAUAAAUGUGGAUAAGUUUCGUAUAAUAUAGAAAAUGUAAUGAAAUGCCUAUUUUUGUUAUCACAAUAAUUUAAAGUACACAAGAACCAUGUACUUUAAAUUUAGGAAUAAAUAAAAACUGGGAAUAAAUUUAAAAAUGUGUUAAGUGCCUUCAGGAAACCAUAAAUACUUAAAUGAUAAUAUAUACUAUAUAAUUUGAUAGGGAACUUUAACAUCACCAAUGUGUCAAUUUUUUAAUGAAUUUACCAAAUUUCUAAUAAAGUAAUGCUUAGGGAAAAGUCUUAAACUGUGUCCUUCCUGUGCUCUCAAUCACAACAAUCAUCAAUGCAGAAAAUGUCAGUGGCUAAAUGUGGGGGCAUUUCACACACACCAAGCAGCAGACACAAGCUGGGCAUCCUCCAAUUUAAUUCCAAGGCUAUCUACCUGGAGAUAGUGUCAGAUCCCGCAGGUGAGGGGCCGGCCUCAAGACUCCCCCCACUCCCUAGACACCAGUCACAAAGUCCAGGCCUCUGGAACUUCUGACCAGUGGGCUUCAAGUUGGCAUUCCCACGACCCACUCUUUGGAUUUGAUUAAUUUGCUGGAGCAGCUCACAGAACUCAGUGAAACACUUAUGUUUACUGAUUUAUUAUAAAGGAUAUUACAAAGGAUGCAGAUGAAGAGAUGCAUUUGAGGAAGCUAUGGGGGAAUGGGGUGGAGCUCCCAUGCCCUCCUGGAGUGCCACCCUCCAGGAACCUCCUGGUGUUCAGCUAUCCAGAAGCCUUUGAGCCCAGUGCUCUGGGGUUUUUAUGGAAGCUUCAUGACAUCAGCAUUCCUUCCCCCAAGGUAUGGGGGGUAUGACCCUUUAUCAGAUGAGGAUCUUAUGAUCCACAUCAGAAAGGUUGGGGGAGAUUGGAAUCCUCCUGCCUUGAGGUGGGUGAAAGGAGGUCAGGAGAAGGUCAGAGAGAUUCUGUUUCCUAAGGCCUGCUCCUGAAGCCUAACACACGCAGUAUUUUUUUAAAAAGACUGUAACAAGGGCUAUGGGAGUUAUGAGCCAAGAACCGUAAAUGAAAACGUGUGUGUGUGUUUGUGUGUGUGUGUGUGUAUCUCAUAACAACACAAGUACAAACUAGUUGUUUAUAACUAAACAAAAAACUAUUGUGAAAGUUGAUCUGUUGGGGGGGGUGGCAGGAAGCCAACAGGACCAGAAUAUUUUAGAAUUGAAAAGCAUCCAUUCAAUGAACUUUACCAGGUCUUCAAACAGUGUCAUAUUGCCAGCAAAAUGAAAAGCAGAUAGUGGGACUUGAAUUGAUAAAAAAUAUAUGCUAAAAAGGUUCAUAAAUGGACAUAUGUAUUGAGUUGAUAAAGAUAAAAAUAACAGGAUUAUUUAAUAAAGGUUGUUGGGUGAAUUCAGGAGUCAUGGGCUCCAAAUAUCAUAUUUUAACAGCAGUAUAAAUUCCACUUACAUCAAAAUUUCAGACAAAUACAAAACCAGGAAAGGAUUUUCUUUUUAUUUUAAAGUCUUGGAGUCAAGAAUGUCUUACAAUGACAUAUUCUAUAAAACUCUUAAAAGUUUGACCAUAAUUGUAGCAAUAACUGCAUAGGGUCUACUGUGUGCCAGGCUCUGUUCUGAGAUGGUUUAUCCCAUUUAAUCCUUCCAACCAUCCCGAGAGGUAGUCACUAUUAACCCCUUGUAGCAGCUGAGAGCACUGAAGCUGAGGGAGGCUCAUAGACAUGUCCAUGGCACACAGUUAAUAGACUUGCCCAUCUGACUGCAGGGCGGGACUCACACCAAUUGCUCUGCCUUACAAAUGUAACCAGUUUAAAAUGAGCUAAUGAAUUUGACAUGAGCAACUUCCCCACCCCUAAAAAAGUAUCAAACUAUAAAAAAAGUCAUAAAAUGGGUUGAGAAUUUAUUUCUAUAAUAUAUAAAGGCUUCUUAAUCAACAAAAACCUUAACAAAAAGUAUACCUCUUGCACAUAAACAAAAUGCAUAUAGUUUGAAGGAGGGGAAAAGUUGUCAAGCAUCACUAAUAAUACUUAUUAAAACUGAUGAAGUUUCAGUUUCCUCUCAAUUUGUCAAAAACCCAGAUGUUUAAAAACACACUCUGUUGGGAGAAUAGGCAUACAUUGCUUGCAGGAGUAUAAUUGGUACAAUUUCCAUGGAGGAACAUUCGAUGAGAAUCAAAUCAUGAAUUCACAUAUGCAUACACAUUGACCAAGCCAUUCUAUUUUUUAAAAAUGUGACUUGCAGGUUUAUUCUAUACAUACAAAAUCUUUCAGGUACAAGUUUGCUAAUCUCAGCCUGCAUUAUAACAGGUGCAGUGGCUCACAUCUAUAAUUGCAACACUUUGGGAGGCUGAGGCA
Messenger RNA from Pan troglodytes (chimpanzee), 6294 nucleotides. It is a transcript of the gene MKRN3, whose product is annotated as makorin ring finger protein 3. Gene Ontology annotation, biological process: protein polyubiquitination. The transcript has 2 exons. Gene Ontology annotation, molecular function: metal ion binding; ubiquitin protein ligase activity. NCBI's taxonomy places the organism in Eukaryota, Metazoa, Chordata, Mammalia, Primates, Hominidae. The record is from RefSeq and is a predicted model, not a curated record. Bases 301 to 1569 code for a protein of 422 amino acids.